AAAGAAGUGUAAUUCUCGAGAUUGGAUGACUCGUAGUCGUAGUCGCAGUCAGUCACGUACGAUCGUCCCAACCAUCACAAGGCAAAUCAGUUUGAGUUAUGACGAUUUAGCACUCGGGGAUCACCGAUUCAAUCAGUCAGCAAACCAUCUGCCGGUACUGGAGAGUAAAUUUUAUCCCAACAUAAUGGCUGAGUCAGCUGUGGGGAGGAAGGGGGAUGAAAGUCCUACCACUCACCUAGACUGUACCUUAGAAGAUUCAGCGAUGUCCACUUCAGGCUAUGCCCAGGUGGUCUUUCAUAACGUACAGGAGAGAUAUACUCCAGGUUCACACAUUGAAUGUACCUACACUUUGACUCCAGCCAUUCAGCCAGCAACCAGAGACUGGGUGGGUAUCUUCAAGGUAGGAUGGAGCUCCACUCGCCAGUACAAGGCGUUUGACUGGGCACCUUACCCCACUGACUGGGUAGAAGGGAGAGAGUAUGACCAGACAGUCAGGUUUAGUUCAUACUACCUACCCAAAGAAGAGGACGGUGAGUUUUACCAAUUCUGCUUCAUUGACUCCGCUGGUAAGAUGCGAGGAGCAAGCACACCAUUCCAGUUUCUAGACCGAUCCUCUGAAGACUUUGUGGAGGUUGAAGAUGCAUCCAUGGGUCUCUUAAUGAUACAGUCUAAGAGCUCUGCUUAUGAGGAGCAGCUCAAGAAGAUUAUAAAGGAGAAGGAUGAGCUUCUUGAGACUCAGUCUGAGUUACAAUCUCACCGUCAGGGUCUUGAGAGUAAGAUCGUGAAUUUGGAGCAACUCCUUAAAGAGAGCCGGCAGAGUGACCAGAAAGCCAGCAAGGAAAACCAAGAGCUGAAAGAGCAGCAUCAGAUUCUUCUUCGUGAGAAGACAACUCUUGAAGGUCGCAUAGAAGAGGUUCUAAACGCCCUGAGCAGUCUUGAGCAGGACAAGACACGCUGUGAGAAGGCCUUGGAGGUUACCAAGAUAAAGCUUCAAGAAGCUCAGAAUCAGACAGCCAAGGUGUCACAACAGAAGGACCAGCUUGUUAAAGAUCUCAGUCAGGUCCUACAUGAAAGGGAUGAGUUCAAGAGCCAGUUUGCCUCCUCUGAGAAUUCCAAUAAGGAAUUGCGUAAUGAGGUCUCUAGCCUGCUACACCAGCUGUCACAAACCAGCCAGGUCACACUAGAUGUCAAGGAACAAGAAGCACAGAUUAGGAAUGAAAAAAAAAAGGUAGAACAGCUGCUACUGGUUGCUACGGCAGAUAAGGAUCACAUGCACAGCAUUGGGGAGAAGUUGCGAAACAGAGACGAUCAAUAUGCUGCAUGUGAAGCUAGUAGACGCCUGCUGUGUACGGAGGUAGACACCAUGAAAGCUGUCCAUCACAAACUCUCUAAUGAUCUGCAGCGAGCAGAGACAGAGAAGGAUGCCCUGAAGGGUCUAAUGAGACGUAAGGAGAAGGAGUUUAAGGAUCAUGAGAAGCAGUUGAGGAGUCAGUUCCAUCUUCAAUCUCACCAGGCUAGAGAGAGAGAGGUGAUGAUAUUAGAGCAGGUUGGAACACUCAAGGGUAGCAUCAAACUACUGGCUGAGGAGAAGGAACAGGCUCUGAGAUCCAAUAAGGGUCCUAUGGAGGCCUCCCAGGUUGUCAUGAAAGAGCUCAAGGAGAAACUUAAACGAACGCAGUCUAAGCUUGAGGAGGAGACUAAGAAACGAACUGAACUACAAAAGAAACUGAGCACCAGUGAAGCCAUCUUUGCCCAGGAGAAGAAUGACUUGACUCGAGACAUUAAUGAUAUGAGACAACGUCUACAGAUGGGAGCUGAGGAGUACAAGAAGAAGUAUCUGGAAUGUCUGCAGUUAGAAGGAAAGCUCAAUAAGAAGAAGACUCAGCGGAGUAGGGCUGCAUCCAAGGAAGAAGUUGGAUGGAUCUGGAAUGAAGAUGCCAAAGAAAAUGAGCCGGUGAUUCAGGAAGUACUGCUGCAGGCUUCCCCAACAGAGAAAUCAUUUGACAAUGCUGAAAUUCAGCAGCAGAUAACAGUGCUGGCUCAAGAGCUAGAGGAACGUGGCAUGAAAGUCAAGAAGUAUAAAGAGUUGUUCCAGGCAGAGAAACAGAAGAGACAGCAGCAGGAUCAAUCAUUCCAGCAGGAGAGAGCUACAUUUGAGAUGCAGCUUGACGCAGCUAACAGCUGUGCCCAAGAACUGGAUGAAAAAGAGGAAGACAUCAAGCUACUGCAGGACAAAAUUUCUAAACUUCACACUGACUAUAUGAAGAUGAAGCACACUCAUGAGGUAUACAAGUUUGAUGUACUCCAGAAGUCUUCACAAAGUUCACCUCCCAGCACCCCUACUGGAAUGAGCCCCAUCCACUCCUCCAAAAUGGCCGUCUGUCAUGGACCACCGAAUGGGCAGUUGAUGUUCAGAAACCCCUACGUUGAUCCAAAGCCGGGGUAUCAAAACCCUUACAAUAGUCCGGAAGACGCAACUAAACACUAUGGCAACCCAUACAAAGGCAAGGAAGAAAUCACAGCACAGCCCUCAGCUCCCCCAUCACCACCAGGUCUGACUGAGAUGCCAGCUGUCCCUACCUUGGCUCCUAAGAACCCACCAGAAAAAAAGUUGAAAUCCAAAGCCCCUCUCCCAGAACCACUUAAGCCAGAUGUCUUACCAGAAGGAAAGAUCGCAGCCAUUAAGACUGUAGCUAAACAUCAUCAGACUGCGAAGCUGCUGGAUCUAGCUUUGUCUGCGGGUUAUACAGAGAGUGCUGAAGAAGAAAGGGAAGAGGGUCCAACCGAGUUCCAUGAUGCAUGUGAGGAAUUACCGUUGAGCGAGGGCGGUUUGAAGAUCAUGACGUGUCCAGAGUGUGAGAUAGAGUUCCCACCAUCGUUCCCGGAGGCUGAUUUUGUUGCCCAUAUCCAGCAGCAUUUUGCUCGUCUAUGUCCAAUGUGUAACAUGUUAAUGCCAUGUAAGACGCCAGACGAGGAGUAUGAACGUCAUGUGCAAACACACUUUGGGGAUGACUAAAGAGGUUGCCUAAACAGCCCACUGAGAAGUGAUUACUCUGUUUCCCCCGUUGUGUUGCUUUGCUUUUGCAAUUUGUGUGAAGUAUAUACUGGGCUUAUCAACAUCUUAAACUUUCUUAAACUAAGGUGUUACUGCAACUCUUGACAGAUCCUACAUUUUGCUUCAGUCGGUUUGGUUGCUACUUUGGGAUUUGUUUACAAUUGAAAUUAAUCACAUUAUUUGUAAAAGUAAACAGUCACCUUUGAAAUUUAUCCAAAUGAAACACAACAUGA
Asterias rubens (European starfish) is the source of this 3288-nucleotide messenger RNA. RefSeq names its product tax1-binding protein 1 homolog. Bases 26 to 3016 code for a protein of 996 amino acids. NCBI's taxonomy places the organism in Eukaryota, Metazoa, Echinodermata, Asteroidea, Forcipulatida, Asteriidae. The transcript is spliced from 15 exons. The record is from RefSeq and is a predicted model, not a curated record.